Molecule: messenger RNA, 1014 nt
Organism: Helobdella robusta
Lineage: Eukaryota; Metazoa; Annelida; Clitellata; Rhynchobdellida; Glossiphoniidae
Exons: 9
Biological process (GO): protein dephosphorylation; microtubule cytoskeleton organization; cilium assembly
Cellular component (GO): nucleolus; centrosome; mitotic spindle
Molecular function (GO): protein tyrosine/serine/threonine phosphatase activity; protein serine/threonine phosphatase activity
Source: RefSeq, a predicted model, not a curated record
GAUGUCUUAUACUUUGCGACGUUGAGGAUCAAGCCUAAAUCGACAGAGAACACUCAUUACUUCUGCACUGACGACGAACUGACCUACGAAGGAUUCUUUCAAGAUUUCGGACCCCUAAACAUUGCAAAACUCUACAAGUACUGCCUCAAGCUAAACAAAAAGUUGAAGGUAUGUGCAAUUUCAAAGAAAAAAGUUGUCCACUACACGAGUUUCAAUCCGCAGAGAAGAGUGAACGCUGCCUUCCUCAUUGGAUCAUAUGCCAUUAUUCAUUUGAAAAUGUCACCUAUUGAAGUUUACAAAGUACUUGUGUCUGGCAGUAACCCACCUUUUACUAAUUUCAGGGAUGCCUCACAGGGCCCUGCCAUAUACACCGUCAGUCUCAUGGAUUGCUUCAAUGGCAUAAAUAAGGCUAUGAUAUCUGGGAUAUUAAAUUUUGAGUCUUUCAAUGUUGAGGAAUAUGAACACUAUGAGAAAGUUGAGUAUGGAGACCUGUGCAUCGUCGUUCCCAACAAGUUCAUCGCAUUCUGCGGGCCACAUUCGAGAAAUAAGAUUGAACACGGAUACCCUCAACAUUCUCCGGACUUUUACUUUUCCUAUUUUCGCAAGCAGCGCGUGUCGACUGUGAUUCGACUGAACAAGAAAAUGUACGACGCGCGCAGGUUCACAGAGGCUGGCUUCAGACAUUACGAACUCUUCUUUAUAGAUGGCAGCUGUCCUAACGAUAAUAUCUUGCAUCGAUUUUUAAACAUUUGCGACGAGUCUACUGGUGUCAUAGCUGUUCACUGCAAAGCUGGUUUAGGACGCACCGGCACCUUGAUAGCGUGCUACUUGAUGAAGAACUAUAGGUUCACUGCCCUGGAAGCCAUAGCAUGGCUCAGGAUUUGCAGGCCCGGCUCUGUCAUUGGUCCUCAACAAGCCUACCUUAUUCAGUCCGUUGCUAUUAUUAUUAUUAUUAUUGUUGUUGUUGUUCUUCUUUUUUUUCUUCUUAUUAUUGUUGUCGUCUUCAUUGUUUAA